AUCACCAUUUGCUCUCGCGAUCAGAGAUCUCUUCAAACCCUAAUACGCAGGUAACCAAGAAAGAGAGGAUCCGGAUACAUCAACAAAUCGCCAUGGAUUACUCUGCUCGAAGAAACCAAGGAGGCCUCUUCGAAGGUCUAUACAGAGUGAUCAUGCGCCGUAAUUCGGUCUAUGUCACCUUCAUCAUCGCUGGUGCUUUUAUUGGUGAACGGGUCGUGGAUUACGGUGUUCAUAAACUCUGGGAAUACAAUAAUGUUGGGAAACGAUACGAAGACAUUCCAGUUUUGGGGCAGAGGCAGUCAGAAGAAUGAUUGAUCAAUUUUCUCUGUUCUUCUGGCCAUUUUGACUUUCCAUAUUGAGAUGUUGGAGAAAACAUUUGUGUAGUAGAUAGUAAAUUUCAUUUCUCACAAUAAUUGUUCGAAUACAUCAGACUUGCUUGCUUUUGAGCACGGGAUUGUUGAAAAAUAUUUGCGUUUCUCAAACAUGAGAGCUUCAUAUGGCUUGGCUACAAUUAUUUGUCUAUCAUUCCCUUUUACUU
Molecule: messenger RNA, 538 nt
Organism: Carica papaya (papaya)
Lineage: Eukaryota; Viridiplantae; Streptophyta; Magnoliopsida; Brassicales; Caricaceae
Product: ubiquinol-cytochrome C reductase UQCRX/QCR9-like family protein
Biological process (GO): mitochondrial electron transport, ubiquinol to cytochrome c
Cellular component (GO): respiratory chain complex III
Source: RefSeq, a predicted model, not a curated record